Messenger RNA from Somion occarium, 481 nucleotides. The record is from the annotation of a GenBank genome assembly. NCBI's taxonomy places the organism in Eukaryota, Fungi, Basidiomycota, Agaricomycetes, Polyporales, Cerrenaceae.
AAGAACACCCACCUUCAUCACAACUCCUUCUUUUAAAACAUUAACAUCUUUCUCAAUAUGAAUUCCAACACCGGUAACCAGCAGACGUACGAGGCCGGAGACCAAAGAACGUGGAAAGAGGAAAAUCGCGGUGACGUGGAAGACAGUAUCAGAUUCAACGAGGGACAGCCCAACGCCCACUCCAACGUAGACUUCAAGGAUAACCGGAGUCUGUCUAACAGAUUAGCGGCGACUGAGAAAGAGGAAAGAGAGGAAGAGGCGCGAGAUGUCAGAGCGGCAGACCCUCUAGCCCCUGCUCGUGCACACGGGAACGAACCGUCGCGAGGUGCGAAGAUAGAUGCGGAGCUGCAGCGCGCUGACGAGGAGACGUUGAGGAACAAGGGCAAAAUAUAAAUGGACUGCAAUGCACAAGUCGAAUUUCCAAUUGUAUAGUACAAAUACAUAUCGAGGACCCAUUGUAAUACCAUCAUCAUGAUCCGUU